AUGAUAUAAUAGAAAAAUUAUUUCAACAUUCUAAAAAAAUUUUUAAACUCUUCACUUGAAUUGCAUUAGGUUCUCCAUCUUGAUCUAAGCAAGAGGUUUAAUACUGAUAAAAUUUAUGAUAAAGAGGCAUAAGAUUUAGGUUCUUGUUUAGGAAAAUGCACUAAUCUCUCAGAUUUGACAGUUGAUCUUGAUGGAAAUUCUAUUGGUGCAAUUGGUGCAUAAGGCUUAGGUUCUGAUUUAGGAAACUGUAUUAAUCUCUAAAAUUUGACAUUUCAACUUUAUGGAAAUAAAAUUGAUGCUUUAGGUGCAUCAAGUUUGUGUUCUGAUUUAGGAAAGUGUGCUAAUCUCUCAAAUUUGUCACUUUAACUUUAUGGAAAUUAAAUUGGUGAAGGUGCAUCAGGCUUAGGUUAUGGUUUAGGAAAAUGCACUAAUCUCUCAAAUUUGACACUUGAUCUUUCCAAUAAUACAAUUGGUGAUGAAGGUUUAAUAGGUUUAGGCUCUGGUUUAGGAAAUUGCACAAAUCUCUCAAAUUUGACAUUUAAACUUUAUAUGAAUUAAAUUAGCUUUGUAGGUGCUUCCUGCUUAGGUUCUGGUUUACGAAAAUGCACUAAUCUCUUAAAUUUGAAAGUUGAUUUUGAUUAUAUCGAAAUCUGUGAAUCAUAAAAAUUAGAAGUAAAGUUUCUCAAAUCGAAAAGAUUAGUUGUCUUAGAAAUUAUAUAUUGA
Molecule: messenger RNA, 723 nt
Organism: Tetrahymena thermophila SB210
Lineage: Eukaryota; Ciliophora; Oligohymenophorea; Hymenostomatida; Tetrahymenidae
Exons: 10
Biological process (GO): activation of GTPase activity; nucleocytoplasmic transport
Cellular component (GO): nucleus; cytosol; perinuclear region of cytoplasm
Molecular function (GO): small GTPase binding; GTPase activator activity
Source: RefSeq, a predicted model, not a curated record